Messenger RNA from Oncorhynchus mykiss (rainbow trout), 2304 nucleotides. RefSeq names its product cerebellin-2-like. The record is from RefSeq and is a predicted model, not a curated record. Lineage: Eukaryota; Metazoa; Chordata; Actinopteri; Salmoniformes; Salmonidae. Gene Ontology annotation, biological process: maintenance of synapse structure. Gene Ontology annotation, cellular component: synapse. Gene Ontology annotation, molecular function: protein binding.
ACUCUGCUGUCCCGUGAGGUCCGGUGAUGUAUGAUCUCACAACAUUCAACUGGUUAUGUAAACAAACUCAUUAAUCCAGACGUGUGUUUAUUAUACUAGCCUACUAGUGAGUGGAGGGUCAUUGUACGCGGUGCUGUCGACAUUCUACUGUACUUGAAUAUAAAGGAUGGGCGUGAGUCGCCCUCGAAAGGGAAGCGAGGGGGGAUCCAUUUUCAGCAUAGAAGGCGAGCUCACUGCUCAGUUCACUCUGCGCGCUGCUUCCUAUGCGGAGUGAGAGAGAGGCGCUAUGGAUACUACAGGAAACACCACAACAGCUGUCUGAAGACCAGCCAAAUAUCAACUGAAACGCACAGGAGGGAGGGGAGUGUGAGAAACAUAGGUUGUGUGUGUGUUAAAGUGUGCAUGUUAGAGAGAGCGAGAGAGAGGACUAAGGUUGGACCAGGUGAUCACGUCCUAUCAAACCUCCAAGGAGCUGCCGGCCAGGAUCAGUGUUUACAGGAAGGAUCAGAGUUCCGACCAGAACAUGGUGGUGCCAGCCCGCUGCCCGGGACCCUGUGCCAUGCUGGCGCUCAGCCUUCUCAUGGGAUACGGCGUGGUGCGCUGCGUCGCCGGUCAGAACGACACGGAGCCCAUCGUACUGGAGGGGAAGUGUCUGGUGGUCUGCGACUCUAACCCGUCCUCGGACGGCGGGGUGACUUCAUCGCUCGGGAUAUCCGUCCGGUCGGCUGGCGCCAAGGUAGCUUUCUCCGCGGUGCGCGGGACGAAUCACGAGCCCUCCGACAUGAGCAACACGUCCAUGACCAUCUACUUUGACCAGGCUUUAGUGAACAUCGGCAACCAUUUCGAUCUGAAAGCGAGUGUCUUCCAGGCGCCAAGGAGGGGAAUAUACAGCUUCGGUUUUCAUGUGGUCAAGGUCUACAACAGACAGACCAUACAGGUCAACCUGAUGCAGAACGACUACCCGAUCAUAUCAGCUUUCGCCGGUGACCAGGACGUCACUCGGGAGGCGGCCAGCAACGGCGUUCUUCUGCAGUUGGAGCGCGAGGACCGGGUGUAUCUGAAGCUGGAACGGGGCACGCUCAUGGGCGGAUGGAAAUAUUCCACGUUCUCAGGCUUCCUUGUCUUUCCACUAUAAUUUAAUAUGUGAUCACGGAAAUCGCAAACGUGACUCCUCCAUGGUUGAGGAACGAUUAAAAAAAACAACAAAUUUGCUCUUUUAUUUGAAGUGAACUGUCAGAGGAAGAAGACAGAUUCGUGUACACACUACACACUUUACAGUGUCUAUUCAAUUCAAACAUUAACGUUUCCAUGGAGUUCGUACAUCCAAAUCCAUCGACUAAAACCCUAUCUGGAAGGAUAAUCGAAUCGAUCUACCCGUGAUGUAUAGGCCUACCACUUGUCGAUUAUUUGGAUUUUAUCGCUUGGGAGUCAACUAACUUUUGUCAACAGACUGUCAAGUCAGUCUACCUCUGUGUACCCUGACUGCUGAACGGAUGAGAAUAAUAUUAUAUAAAUCGAAAAGCUUAAAACUUCCCGAACUAACGUGUAUUUACCAAUGCUCUCUCUAUUUUGUGUUUGUGUAGCCUUAAAUAAUAAUGUUUCCGUCAAGUGAGUUGUAUGGAAUUCUUAUGGACGUCCAGGAGAAGAAGAGUGCUUUCACGCCGAAGGCUUUUUUUUUUUUUUUUUUUUUGCAGGAAUGGAAGAAUGUGUUUGUUUUUUGCUGUUUAUGGUGUUCCGUUUGGAUGCUGAACAAAAUGGAAGACUUUUUUUUGUUUGUUUUGUGCUUUUCAUGGUGUUCCGUUUGGAUGCUGAACAUGUUGAAAAGAAGGCAAAUAUAGGCUGCCUAACUAUCCAGAGAUGAUAUAAAAGAUUUUUAAAAAAGCGACAUAUUUCAGCCAAUGGACACGUCUAUAGAAACUCUUUUACAAAAAAAAAAAAACAAAUAUUUAUCUAAUUUAUAAAGUACAUAUUCACAUUAUGGUGUGUUCUACAUUUCGGAUCUGCGUAGCUUUAACUGAUAUUGUGUCCAGUGACGUUGCUCACACAUGUACAUUGUGAAAAUAACAACAGAAAAAUCCCAAUUAUAUGAUGUCCCGCCUAAUAAAUAAUAUUGCAUUGUAUACGCGUAUGUAUUCACUUUUAUUAUAUAGGCUACCAGUUUAGGCUUGCAAAUGACAUGCAAGGUCGAAAAGGCAUCAGGAAAGUAAUCGUGAUAGAAUCGGUCAUUAAUAAAGUAGUGUACAGCAAACGGCCUCAGACCUGUAGCGCACUAUUGACUGACGCUGUCCAUGGUGCUGAUCGAGC